This is a messenger RNA of Betta splendens (Siamese fighting fish), 4311 nucleotides long. RefSeq names its product AT-hook transcription factor (gene akna). Gene Ontology annotation, cellular component: centrosome. Gene Ontology annotation, biological process: epithelial to mesenchymal transition; neuroblast division in subventricular zone; neuroblast delamination. NCBI's taxonomy places the organism in Eukaryota, Metazoa, Chordata, Actinopteri, Anabantiformes, Osphronemidae. The record is from RefSeq and is a predicted model, not a curated record. The transcript has 23 exons. Bases 414 to 4205 code for a protein of 1263 amino acids.
CUAGUUCUUCCUCACAGGUGGAUAAUUUAGUAUAGUGGUGAAAUGGUGUCAUCCAGUGGCCAUACGUGGCUUUAAACGCUCCACUAAGUCCCGCCCCUGAGUAGCAACCAAUCACAACUCGCCUUUAUGAAUCGGACUCUCUAUGCUCUGAGUUGUGUCUUUCAGUCUUCAUGGCAACCGACAACUGCUGAGUGUGCCCGUUAAAGCUGCUGUCUGUUGCAUAGUACACUAUACUAUGCAUACUACGCAAAACUGAUACAAGGAUCUGCAAACAUCAGAAUCACCUUUCGUCUUGAAAUGUAAUGAUCCACAAGCUAUAAAUUUCCUAGCCAUGGCUUUGAAAGGGGACCUUGCUCUAGAGUCACAUCACCAAGAAAAGAAGCAGAGUAUUUCUGUGCCUGGCUGAAUGGUAAAUGGAUACAAGAAAAAAAACUACUGCAGGGGUGCUGGUUUGGACCCCUGCUCCUGUCUGCACCUUACCCACCAGAUCGGUGUUGUAUGAGGAUGAGAAUGGAGAGCAGGCUGAGAAAGAUGACUUUGUCAGCCAGAUGAAUGAGAAUGGCAUAAUUGGUCUGUCUGAGGACCUAAAGAAUGUGGAAUUGGGAGAAACCUGUAGUGGCAAAGAUUCAGACUGCAACCUAGGCUGUCAUCCUACACUCCUUACCUCUGAGAAGCUGUACCCUAAUGGAUAUAAGUGGGAUACACCCCCUGAGGAGAUGAGAUACAGCUUCAAGGAUCAUCUUACAGACACUGAGUUGCCAGGUGAGAAAGGACGCAACCUGUUACCAUAUAACAUGAUGAGUAGCGUAGAAGCACAAAGAGAGAAUGAAGCCAAAAAGAGGGGAAAAAGUCAGAGAAUAGAACAUCUAUCUGUGGGGGGGUCCCCCAAUGCAAACAUAAAGAUGAAGCAUAGAGACAAAAAAGAAAACAGUAGUGAUGUCACGAGAACAGAAAAUGACCACAGUUGCACAUCAGGUGUUAUAAAUGGUUUGAUUAAGAGCUACAUUAACAAAGUAGACAAUAAAAAGAUCAGAUCACCGCCCUCUUGUGGACAUUACACACCAGCUGGCGUCUCCUGCCAACCUUGCCAAGGUCCCCAGUCUGCCAGACUUACCUCAGCCCUCACCCUUCCCUAUCUCUUACAUUUCACACCAGAGGAAUUUGCUGCUGCACCAGGGAUUGAUGCAGAAACCUUUCCAGAGAUGGACUUUAUAGAAAGUCUUACAGAUUCUGAGAGCAGCCUCAGGUCCAGCCUUUGCUCCCUAAGAAAAUCUAAGAGCAAUCAGCAGAAGGGGCAUCAGGCACCAGCCAUCUGCCCUGAACUACAUAUGUCACAGAAUUGUUCCUCAAAAUCCAGACAGAGUCCUAACAGGGAUUCAGAAAAACAUAAUUUCGACACCAAUACUAAGGCUGCUGAAAUGAAUAAAUCCAAAAAAUGGACUUUAAGUCACCGUACACCAGACCUCUCCAAGGUGGAGUCUAGGAUUCGUUUCCCCAAGAAUGGUGCUAAGCUUCCUAAAAGCAAACUCUCCUCAAAAAAGGAAUUUCCUGGUUCCCCUGUAGUACAUAAAUCUCCGGCUGAAAUGAUGAAAGAUGUCUUUCUGGAGGCCUCGGAUCAACCUCCCUCCGCAUCAGACUGUGACAAAACACCAGCCAGUGCCCUCCCCUUUGCAGUGCCUCAGGACGUCAGAAGCUGGCAGCAGGCGACCAUUCUUCUUGAACAGUUACAAGAGGACUAUAACAGACUGCUCACUAAGUAUGCUGAGGCUGAGAACACAAUUGAUCGUUUACGUCUAGAAGCAAAGGUGAACCUGUACUCUGACCUGCCAAAGCCCGGGCCCUCCUUGCAUUCAGGCCAGCGUCAUGAUGCUUCAAAGUUCAUGAUGAUGCUGGAUUUUCCUCAGACUCAGAAAGCAGACAUAAAGUCAGCUUUUCCUUCCAAUGGACACAGCUCUUCUCAAACAGAACAGGUGGACAACAUUCUCUACAUUCAGGCUGACAGCUUUCUCCAGCAGCUGCAGGCAUAUCAGGAUAUCCUAAGUGGAAAGAAACUCAAACCUCAUGAACAGAUGAGGGAUCUUUCAAAGCUUGUUAAGGCUCUUGAUUCUUUAGAAAGGGGCUACCUUCUGGCUAAAGAUGAUCAUAAGCUUUUGCAUCAGGAAGGGACAAAAGUCAACCACUUUGAUCCUGAACGCAAGCUGGAGGGCCUGAUUUACCAGUGUGGACUGUAUAUGGACGAACUGAAAGAACAGGUUGAAAAGAUGCCGAAGGGGCAGCCCACAUGUGAGACUCAUCCAUCUCCACCUACUGAUCCUAAUCUUUCACAUGUCUCCUCUGAAAUGGGCAAAACACUGCCUCACCCACAGACCCUAUCUGUGCCCUUGAUGGUUGAUUAUGGAGCAGUUGAGGUGAGCUCAGUCACUGAAGAGAGUGAUCAAAUGGAGGUGGAAGAUGAUGAAAUAUUUAAGUCUUUUUACCUUAAACCCAUGACUGGCAAACACAGAUAUGUUCCAAAGGAUUCUGUCUCAGUAAUAGAUGGGAACAUCAAAUCAAACCAUCAGGACCACCCUCCUCUGCACACCAGCAAACAGCAGACCAGUAGGUCCAUUCCUUCUUUGCACGGCUUGACCACGUUGCCUGUGCAUGUACCCAGUAGCAGCAGGAGGUUCGGCAUGAGUAAAUCCCACAGUACCAGCUUGAACAGUCUAGGCGAGAUCACAACACCAGAAACGAGGAUCUCUCCACAACACACUGGAAGCAGUAAGCUGCUAUCUCAGAAUGGAAUCAUCUCUCCAGAGGCAGACAGUGGCUUUGUGGGCUCAGAGAGGAGCCACCUAACUCCAUUGGCCGCUUGGAGUCUGCUCCAUCAGAGUGCCUCUGAGGGUGAGGCAUUCCUUAACGAUGAAAGGACAAAGAAGCCUUCUACAGUCACUAGGACAUCUCUGGCUUCUUCACCCUCCCAUAGUCACAUGGAGCCCAGUGAAUCCUCCCACCUCACCCCUGACCAACAAAUGAGAAACAGACAGGGGCAGAGACAUCACAUUUUCUCCUGCUCUCCACAACACUGGUUAAUUCAGACAGAACAACCAAGAAUGAGCUGUAGGACAGCUCAUUCAGCUUCUGAAGAUGGACAGAGCGAACAUUUUAACAAAUACAUUACUUUAGUCCACAGAACUAACUCUAGCUCUAUGCAGUAUGACCGCGGAAAUUCUGUAAGAGCACCAGGCUUCAGUCAGGUGGUGAAUCGCGAUGAUGCAAUAGAGUCACUGCAGGCUGAGCUGACCACACUGAAGGAGAGACUGGAAAGCUGUCUGGAAAAUAAGAAGCCUUAUUGCUCUGUGAGAGCAUCUCCUUCAGAUCCCUGCUCCACAUUUGCACCUCACAUGCAUGGAGAUGAACGACAAAAUAAUAUCAACAGGGGAAGAGGACAAACAAACACAGAUAACGAAGUGGAGGAGCUGAGAAGAGGAAGCAGAAGCAGUGCUUCUGCACACAGACAAAAAGCACAGUCCGACAUCUGUAAGUUGACCAUUUCAGAGCUGAAGUCGUCAGUGGUGUCACCUCAGCCACAGAUGGCCAAAUGUACUCAGACAUCCGCUGUAGAAAUGGACAAUUACCCUCACACCAAUGCUGUUUACAACAGAAUGCCCAGGAGGGGGAAACCUGAUGUGUCCAUACGUGACAGAGCUUGUCAAUCGGAAGCUGAUGGAAAGACGGAGGCGGUCUGCUCUUCUCACUGUCGUCACUAUCCUCUCUGUAGGCGUCCUAACCUGUACAGAAGCGCUAAGCAAGCUGAUUCAGGGUGUUGUAGAGGCCCUGGCUUCGCCACAUACAGAAGCUGCCAACUGCCACCUGAGUUCACUGUCAAAGCAGAGUGUGGCACAUUCAAUGCAGCUCCUCCUAUACUACUACAGUACAUGCCAAUGUGCCCUCCACCAAUCCUCUUGUACUCAUCGCCCAUCAAUGCAUCUCCUAACAACAGUGGCGCAUCCUCAGCAGUUAGAGGUUGUGGGGAACCUCUGACUGAGGUGAAGGAGAGGAACAGAUGCUCCCUGUCUGCUGACAAGCAGCUCUCCUUGGACAGAUCUCUGAACAAGGCCAUCAGGGCAGCUCGACACAUGAAAGACACUUCUAGACGCAUGGCUCACUCUCUAGCUACUGGACUGGAGUAUCAGGAACUCUUGACUCAGUCUUGCAGCUACUAGUCUGGACUCACUCCACAUGCAGCAUAGAUUGAGAAAUAUAAUCUUCGAAGAUUGUAAGGCUAGACCAAAGCAAAUAAAAGAUCUUCUCUGAAAAGACUGAAAAGCA